Messenger RNA from Perca flavescens (yellow perch), 1280 nucleotides. It is a transcript of the gene olah, whose product is annotated as oleoyl-ACP hydrolase. Bases 363 to 1127 code for a protein of 254 amino acids. The transcript has 7 exons. Gene Ontology annotation, biological process: lipid biosynthetic process. NCBI's taxonomy places the organism in Eukaryota, Metazoa, Chordata, Actinopteri, Perciformes, Percidae. The record is from RefSeq and is a predicted model, not a curated record.
UCAACUAUUUACGUCAUGUUUUGAAAUAACUGCUUGUAUUUAAGGUGUUUUUUCUAUCCUGUCCUUUCCAUCCAGGUAACAAAAUAUGAUAUGGUCGUGUACACACAAUUACGGUAUUCUAGACAUACACACUCCAUACUGAAGAUGUCUCCAAAAUCCAUGGAUAUCAUUUUUACCGCAGUUCCAUAGAGAAACCAUAGAAGAAAAUAACCAGGAAAUGUUACUUUUCAGCAUUUGGAAUUAGCACUGUUUUCCUGGGAGAAGUUGAUGGAGCUGCCAGCAACUAACAGAAUUAGGAGCAUAAACGGCAGUCUCCGCAGAAGUGAAUGAUUAUUGGAUCUUUGCUCUUGUGUUAAAUUAGAAUGGAAAAGUUGAUCAGCUGUUUUAAGAAGAGCCCAGAUGCUGUGGCCAGGCUGAUAUGCUUCCCCUGGGCAGGUGGAGGGUCCAUCCACUAUGCACGCUGGGGAAACGUCCUCAGCAGCUCCAUAGAAGUGUUUGCUGUCAAACUUCCAGGCAGAGAGAGUCGAGCCAAAGAGCCGUUCUUUCAGAACAUGCAGCAGGUUGUGGACGAGGUUAUAAGUGUGUUGUUACCGUUGCUGAAAGAGAAGCCGUUUGCCCUGUUCGGACACAGUUUUGGUGCCUUCACCAGUUUCGCCGUGGCAGAUGCUCUGAAGAGACUGCACAACCUCGAACCCGUUCAUAUCUUCCUGUCUGGUGCAUCUGCACCUUAUUCAGAGACGCGUAUCAAAGCCCCAAAGAGAAGCGAUUUAUCCGAUGAUGAUUUUCUCAAGUGGUUGAUUUCGAUUGGAGGAACUCCUCCUGAGUUGCUGGCGAACCCUGAAGUGCUGAAGCUCUUCCUUCCUGCCCUGAAGGCCGACCUGCACAUUGUGGAAAACUACAGGUGUAACGAGCCAGACAUUCCGUUUCUCUCCUGCGCAGUCACGUGUUUUGAUGGAAAGGAUGACAUUCCUCAUGACUUACAAGCUUGGAAAAGCAUCACGUCAGGUGAUUUCACCGUCAGGAUGCUCGAUGGAUCCCAUUUUUAUCUGAAGGAGUCUGGAAAUGAAAAGAUUAUAUUAGACUAUGUCACAAAGCAGGUGGAAACAUCAGAAAUGGACUAUUUAUAAUGAAAUCACUUUAUAUUUAAAUUGUAUAUUAUAUCUAAAAAUGUUUUUUUACUAAUUCAUUGUGAUUGAAAUUCAUUCUGCAAGUAAUUUCAGAAGUGUGAAAAAUUGUGUCAAAUCUGUGUGUGGUGGAUAAUAAAGAGUCAUUUAACACAA